Molecule: messenger RNA, 7670 nt
Organism: Plutella xylostella (diamondback moth)
Lineage: Eukaryota; Metazoa; Arthropoda; Insecta; Lepidoptera; Plutellidae
Source: RefSeq, a predicted model, not a curated record
UUAUUACCUAUGUUAGUUUUAUUCGCUAACAAUUUUAUCAGGGGUUAUGUAUUUGUGUUUAUAAUCAUAUUAAUAUUGUGCGGCCAUCGGACAUUAGGCUUUUUAUGCACUGGUAAAAUGUUAUAGUGUGAUAACAAUGUGUUGAGGUCACCCCUAUAUCAUUCUUUAGUCUUAUUAUUAACCAAUAACUCCAGUAAUCGAACCGGUAGGUUUCUCAUCUAGAUAUGAUUAAUAAAGUUAUAGUGACGUUAUGAAGGACCCAACUAGUACAAUUAAGUACGAUUUAUAAAAUUUUAAGCAUAGGAAAAUUAUAGGAAAUAAAUUAAAUCAUAUAGGUACCUACUAAAGGUUAGUUCUCCAUAUAUUCCUUGUUGUGAUGCUUAUGAGUAAACAUAUUUACUUUAUUUUAUUUACAUUUGAUCUAGCUGGGAAUACUUACUUACUGACUUUUGAUUCUGAUAGUUUAUAUUGUUGCCGAACUAAAAGGAAAGGAAGGAAGCUAUAAUAAAUAUGUUUAGGUGAAAAUUCGAAAAUAUAACAUGGUUAAUACUGGUGAUCAUACAAGAUAAACGAAUUAGAAUAGUUAUGUAUUGAGUAUACAAUAGGAUAGUUUAUAAUAAUACAAACGCUUUAGUGCUAAUGACCAUACAGUUAUACAGGUAAACCUUUAAUACUUAUCCACUAACGGAGGUAGGUAGAAAAGUAUGUGGAAGAUAGGUAUGUUGUCUUCGUGCUUCUUAGGAUAACAUCUAGGUAUGUUACGUAUACAUGUGGAAGGUUAGCUAUGCAUCUAGGGUUUAUGUCAGAUACUAUUCUUACAGGAUGGAGUUUAUUGUCGUGGCGGGUGGAACAUUGUCUAUUGGAUAGGUUAUAUUUCAGUUGCCGAUGUACUACACGUAAGGGCUUUUAAUUCUUACCAUAUUGGGGGUGGUAACUUGGUUGUUGAGUUGUCAUUGUUGCAUUGUUUUGCAAGUGCUGUACAGAAAUUCAAUAAUUACUUCUCAAUAUAAAAUCAUGUUCGGAGUUGUCAAUGUGGAAAAAAGAAAUAAUUAUAGGACGCUCAUAUAGAACCUCGUUAUCUACUGGUCUAGUUCGCGAGUGUCGUUCAUCACCGGAAAAGUUCUAAAGGAUAGUAGUCAUCGAAGGUGAUCUGGUUCUUGGGUGACUGUAAAUAUCAGAUUUCAUGGAUUUCGCUUGUAAUAUUACUACGAGCAUUGGACAUUCCGGGAUUUGACAAAUUUAGUGGUGACUAAUCUAUAGCGGGAAUGGUCUUUCACGGAAGUGGUUGUUGAGAGUUUUGCUUUAACUAUACUUAUUUUAGUUAGACAGUGAGUAGGUUCUAAAUACUUAGGCGAGUUACAACAAGUAUUUUACCUUUUUUUCCUUCUUUAACAGGACCGCCUGCAUAGAGUUAGAAGCAUCAGUUAAUAAAACCUUAAGUAGUCUUCUUCAUCAAGAAAGCCAGUGUUAUAUCUAGUUGAACGUGAAUAACUAUUAAAUAAAUAUGCCAAGAGUGCGCAAAGCAAAACCUACCCGCCAACCUGAAAGGGAAAUGGUACCUCAGGGGCAAGAAAGAGAUGGAAGAGUAGCUCCAUCUACUAAUAGAAUGGUCUACAUGAAAUCCUUGUUGAGGCGAACUGUUGGAGUACUAAGUUCGCGAAUUGGAAAACUAGAAGAAUCAUUGAACAACACAGCAUUUACGAUAAACCCCAACGUGUCAGCACAGUCCACUAGUACAUUGCAAACGCGUACCGACAAUGAUGGGCAUCGACCUCAGCUAGUAAUGCCUCAACAGCUCGAUAAGCCCAAGUUCCCUGGCAAACAUGGAAUUCACCCAGCCACAUUUUUAGAAGAUUUGGGAUCUUAUCUACGGAAGGUUCAGGGUAUAACAUUCGAACCAGAGCUUAUCGUUGAAUGCCUGGGAGGAGAUGUGAGAAAUUGGGCGCGGAUCUACCUGGAGCGGUGGAACAGUUUUGAAGAUUUCAAGCGUGACUUCCUAGAAACAUAUUGGGGAGAGGCGGAACAGAGCCUUUUACGGAGGAGUAUUGUUAGCAAUUGUUGGGAUUCUACCAAGGGGAGUAUGCUAAGUCACUUUCUUCACCUAUCUGGACAAGCCAAGAUGUUAACGUACCCCAUGAAUGAAACACAAAUGGUUAAUGAUAUUAUACAACAUUACCCUAAAGAAGUACAAUAUGCCUGGGCGGUCAGCAACAAAUCCGGGACUUUAGAGGCUUGUGAGUUUCUUCGCAAGUUAGAUGACGUUCAUCGCCAAGAAAGAAAUAAACGACGACCCAACCCCGUUCCUGAGCUUCGUCCACGUGUCUGGAAUAGAAACUUCAACCAGGGGAAAGCAAGAAACGGUCCUGUAGUAGAUAGAAAUCCUGAUGCUAGAGCCAUUAAUGAAUUAGAACAAAUGGAACCUCUCCCUGCUAUACCUGAGGGCACUAACUUUGUUGAGUCUGCUAGUAAUUUAAACUGAAUGCCGCUGAUAACCCUGUCCCGCUAUCAGCCAGUAACCUGAGGGACAAUAAUUCAACAUAUGGGUUAGGAUUAUUAUUAAAACUAGGAUGGAAGCCGGGACAAACACUCGGUAUACGUAAUGACGGUUUAUUAAAGCCUAUAAUAGGAAAGGGUACUGACAAAACUUGCGGCUUAGGAUUUAAUAACACGGUCGAACCAUACGUCACACAAGAAACAAUAUUAAAAUUUGUACGUGCAUUGUCGAUUGAUGUCGAACUAAAAACCCGUUAUCCAUUUUAUACACACGAAUCAUUAGUAGCUUCAAUGUUCGAGGAUGAGGAUAAUGCAUGCGAGAGGGUAGCCACGGAAUUAGUAAAAUCGGAAGUAGACAUAACAAUAGCUGAUCAAAAGGUAGUAUGUUUAAUAGAUACUGGAAGUGACAUAACUUGUAUUUCUGAAACCUUUUGGCAAAGCUUAAUGCAUACAAAUAUUGCACUCUUACCUAUAAAACCGAUACAGAUACGCGGAGCUGUAGGUCAAAAAAGUUCUAAAAUAACUCAACUAGUUCUCUUGCCUUUAAAAAUUGGAAAUACUGUGGUAGAAACUGCUUUUUUGAUAGUACCUAAUUUAAUAAGGCCAGUUAUAUUAGGUUUUGAUUGGUUAGUUGCAAAUAAAGCCAUAUUAAACUUGGAACACGCAAAUAAAAGAGGGUUAUAUAUUUGUAUAAAGGAUAAGGAGGAAUUUCUUCCAUUCCCAAUUUCAUAUACACAGAAAGAGAUACGAGAAAUCCAAAUAAAUAAGCCUAUAGACGCUCUUGCGUACAUACAAAACAUUAAGCCUGGGGUAUCCAUAUCCAGUACAGAACUUAGUAAACUAAAAGAGGUACUGUCUAAUCAUAAACCCGUAUUCACGAAAACUCUCGGACGCUGUAACCGUUAUACUCAUGAUAUCAAAAUGGCAGCACAUACACCCCAUAUCAAACGAUCGUACCCUGUGCCUUAUGCUUAUAGAAAGAAAAUGGAGGAUAAGUUGGCUGAAAUGGAAAAGGAUGGAAUUAUUUCACGGGAAGCCACACCAUAUAGUAGUCCAUUAACUUAUACCUUUAAAUCGGAUGGUUCAUUGAGAGUCUUAUUAGACGCCAGAGAGAUAAACAAAUACAUGAUUGCGGAAUCUGAAGCACCCCCAAUGCAAAUAGACAUAUUAAAUUCAUUUCAUGGUGUUAAAUACAUCAGUAUAAUAGAUUUAAAUAACGCAUAUUUCCAGAUACCUAUUUCAGCAGAGAGCAAAAAAUACACCGGAUUCACGUUUAAUGGCAAAUCUUACUGUUAUAAUGUCCUUCCUCAAGGUCUUAAAACAUCUGUGGGUAGUUUUAGCCGAGCAAUGGAUUUUAUAUUAGGGCCAGAGGUUAAAGAAUUUUGCGUUAAUUACUUAGAUGAUCUGGCUAUUCUGACUAACGGCACCCUCGAAGAACAUAUAGAACAUAUCGAUAUUAUUUUAAAUAAAUUACAAAAUGCGGGACUUACUUGUAACAUUGAAAAGUGUCACUUUAUCUGUGAAGAAAUCAAAAUGUUAGGUCAUAUAAUAACGACAGAGGGCAUAAAAACGGACCCUAGCAAAAUUGAUGCAAUACAGAAUUUUCCAAUUCCCAAAAAAAUAAAACAUCUCCGAGCAUUUCUAGGAUUGUGUAAUUACUAUAGGCGUUUUAUACCUAACUACAGUAAUAUCAUGAAACCACUGUGUAAACUACUAAAAAAGGACAAUGUGUGGUUGUGGACCCCCGAGGCUCAGAGGGCUUUCGACGAACUAAAGGCAGCAUUCUUAGAAUCUAUCAUGCUACAUCAUCCAGACAUGACCAAGCCCUUCUACUUACAGACUGAUAGUUCUGGGGUUGGAUUAGCGGGGGUUUUAUAUCAAUAUGACAAAGAUGGGCAUAUGCGCAUCAUAGGGUUUUGUAGUAAAUCCCUAAAGGGACCAGAAUUAAAAUGGACAGUAACGGAACAAGAGUUUUGGGCUGUGAUCUACUGUCUGCGGAAAUUUGAGACCUAUUUGCGUGGAGUCAAAUUUACGAUUAGGACAGAUCAUAAAGCACUCACUUUUAUUAAAUCAUGGAAAUUGUACAAUAGUAGGAUAAUUAGGUGGACUUUAUAUUUAGAGCAGUUUGAUUAUACAGUAGAACAUGUGAAAGGGAGUGAGAAUGUGGCUGUUGAUAUAUUGUCCCGGUUUCCACCUGACACAGAGUUCAUGCAAGAGGAUAAAGUACUCUGUCCAGAAAUAAAUUACAUGGAGGGAGGGAAAAACAAAUUAUUAUUGGCUAAACUAAAUAAUAUACAACAAUUUCAAAGCAGAGAUCAAGCUUGUAAACUUAUUAUGACUAGUCUCAAUAACAGUAAUACGUCUCUGAAUGCUACUAAGUACAAAAGAGUAAGUCAAUAUUGUAAAAUCCAAGAUAACAUACUAUAUUACACGGAAAAGGGGAAAACUCAUGAUGUCAUAGUCUUACCGAAGGAACUCAUUGAAGAAAUAGUUAGUCAAGUACACCUAGAAAUGGGCCAUCAGGGUUCCCAGAAAAUCCUCAGGUAUGUCAGGGACCGGUUCUAUUGGAUGGGAAUGUCUAGAGAUAUAAAGAAUAUUUUAAGAAAAUGUCACAUUUGCCAGUUGUCAAAGAGCAACAAUAUAAAGUUUGUAGGAGAAUGUCAAUCCAUUAUAACCACAGAGGUUGGUGACCUUGUCAUGGCUGACCUUUAUGGACCGUUACCAAAAGGAAGGUUUGGAGCACAGUAUAUUUUGGUAGUACAGGAUUCUUUCAGUAAAUUUGUAAAGCUAUUUGACCUUAAGAAAGCUACUGCCAAAGCCGUGUUGAGUAAGUUCAAGAAAUUUGUAUCAAUACUGAAGUCGAAAGCCGUAAUGACUGAUAACGGAAGCCAAUUCAUAAGUGAUACUUGGAAAACAGGUGUAAAAGCUUUGGGCCUGAAAACAAUAUACACCACGGUUCGUAAUCCUCGACCAAACACUACCGAGCGGGUGAAUAAGGAGUUGGGAAGAUUGUUUAGGACAUACUGCAGUAACAACCAUAGGGGAUGGGCCACUAUUCUUCCGCGCAUUGAAAAUUUAUAUAAUAACACAUUCCAUGAAAGUACAGGAUUCACACCCAAUGAGGUAGUGUUUGGGCAAGGAAACGAACUUACCAUUGAUAAAUGUAACCUAAAAAUGCAAAAGGAAUUUAAUGUAAAUGAAAUAAGAGAAAGGGUUAGGGUUAAUUUGAAACAAGCCAGCCAGAAACGUAAGAUUCAAUUCAACAAAUCUCAUAAGUUAAUAACGUUUCAAAUAGGAGAUUUAGUUAAGAUUCGUAAAUUAAACAAAUCAGAUGCUAACCUUAAAGUAACAAAGAAAUUUGAACUGUUAUAUGAAGGGCCAUAUGUUGUUGCGGCAGUGCCUUUUCCUAAUGUGUACACUCUAAUGGAACCUACUACAAAUGCCAUGAGGGGAAAUUUUAAUACAAUUCACCUGUCUAGAUAUUAUAAAUGACUAAUAAUUAUAAUUAAGGAUGAUUAAAUAUAAGAUUGUGAAAAUUAGGAUAUUAAGAAAACUAUGUUAAGCUAUGUUGUGAAAAAAAAAAUAAAAAAAAAAAAAAAUACUAAUGAUGGUGUCGGGAGGAAGACACAAGAAUGCGUACAAAUUGAACAAGUCCAAUCUCACAUAAUCUCGACUCCUGUAAUAAAGUAAAAUAUGGUUAAUUUCAUCAUUAAGGCUGAUAUGUUUGUACAUAUUCUUGUUGGGGAAGGUGGUGGUCUUCCUUUAUAAAAAAAAAAAAAAUAUAUAUAAAAUAAUAAUAAAAAAUAAUAAUAAAAAGAAAAUAAUAAAAAAAAAUAUAUGUAUUAAUAAUCACAAAAGAAUAUAUUAAAUAUAUGUAGGGACAUCAAGAUCACACGGGACAGGAACGGGGUUUGGGAGUACUGCAAUAUUCAAGAUAUUUACACCAAAUACUGGAAAUUAUAUAUAAAGGUAUUUAUUAAAUUUAUUUCCAUUAAGCCUUUCUAAUAUCUCAUCUUACUUGCCAUUGACAAUAGAACCCAUAACCUAACCACAUUACAAAUAUUGUUAAAACAUUAAAAUAUCAAGUUGUGAAGGUGUUGAAGUGGAGUUAAUUCAAGUAGAAAAGUAAAACGAUUCGGGUAAACCACUGAUAGGCACAUAAGGCAUUUGGUGAGCUUCUAUAAGGGGGCUAUCGAAUGAGUUGUUCAAGAGGACUACUGAUAGUGUAAGCCUAUUGGAUAAUGAUACCUGUGUCGUAGAUGGUGUCUGCUUGACUGGACAUUCGGUGAGGAUCUACAGUGAGGGCUCUAAUCGAUCACAUAUUUGAGAGGGGAUAUGGGUCUCAACUCAAGUAUUUAGUUUAACUUUGUUACUUAGUUUCUUUUCUUAAUUGUAAAGACAUUGGGAAGAAAACAGUAAGCAAUUCAACCAAUGCAUCGAUCGUAUGGAGAAAUCACUGAGAAACAUAUAAGGCGUUUGAUGAAUUCUUAUAAGAGAGUUAUCAAAUGAGUUACCUGAUAGGAUUGAUUAUGGGCACGCCUGUCGGGUAAUGACACCUUUGUUGUCUUCAUUGGGUGCGCUGGUCGAGUGGGUGGCAUUUAUCUGCAGUAGGGGGAUCCGAACUCGUUGUAUAUUCGAGAUAGCGAAGGGCACAACGACUGUUAUUUCGAAUGAUAAAUUUAAUGGUAACACUAAAACACUGGUUGCAAUUUUGAUGAGUUUCAUUUGUUAUGAGUUGGUUAUUGGUCAUAUUGUUUCCACAUAAAGUUGAUUAUGGUUAUAUUUUGCAAGGAUUGGUAAAUUUUUAUGCAUUUGUAUUUCCUAAAAAUUUAGGGGGUGGUUGUAACGGAACUUAUUGAGAUUGUAUGUAUCUAAUAAUAUUUAUUUUAUGUUCACAUACCGGGUUUCAUGUAUAAGUCUUAAAUAGGUAAAUUUUUAUCCAAUUGCAUUUCCUAAAAAUUUAGGGGGUGGUUGUAACGGGACAUAGUCUGUCGGGACUUAUACAUUGCUUCAUUGUCUGAGUUAUGUAUCUUAAUGUAUGUAUGAAAUAGAACAUAUAGGUAUAUUAUUAAGUAUAUUACAAUAAGGUCGGGCUCAUAUCGGUCAGGGCCAAGGGAGAUUGUUAAUGCAUUAAUUAAUUUAUUUAUUAUAGUAAUUAUAUUUAUUGAUUAACUACA